Molecule: messenger RNA, 213 nt
Organism: Saccharomyces kudriavzevii IFO 1802
Lineage: Eukaryota; Fungi; Ascomycota; Saccharomycetes; Saccharomycetales; Saccharomycetaceae
Gene: RPB10
Product: DNA-directed RNA polymerase core subunit RPB10
Exons: 1
Coding region: 1-213 (70 amino acids)
Biological process (GO): tRNA transcription by RNA polymerase III; transcription by RNA polymerase I; transcription by RNA polymerase II
Cellular component (GO): RNA polymerase III complex; RNA polymerase I complex; RNA polymerase II, core complex
Molecular function (GO): DNA binding; zinc ion binding; DNA-directed RNA polymerase activity
Source: RefSeq, a predicted model, not a curated record
AUGAUUGUCCCAGUUAGAUGUUUCUCCUGUGGUAAAGUUGUUGGUGACAAAUGGGAAAGUUAUUUGAACCUGUUACAGGAAGACGAGCUAGAUGAAGGUACCGCGUUGUCAAGAUUGGGCCUGAAAAGAUACUGUUGCAGAAGAAUGAUUUUAACCCACGUCGAUCUCAUUGAGAAGUUUCUAAGAUAUAACCCACUGGAAAAGAGGGAUUAG